Nannospalax galili (Upper Galilee mountains blind mole rat) is the source of this 2110-nucleotide messenger RNA. RefSeq names its product chromosome unknown CXorf38 homolog (gene CUNHXorf38). The transcript has 7 exons. The record is from RefSeq and is a predicted model, not a curated record. Bases 81 to 1043 code for a protein of 320 amino acids. NCBI's taxonomy places the organism in Eukaryota, Metazoa, Chordata, Mammalia, Rodentia, Spalacidae.
GCAGACCUGCCCCCCUGAGAGCCGCCCAAGCCCCUGCGCAGGCGCACUGCCGCUGACCCGCCCUCCCCGGCCUGGGAGACAUGGCGCUGAUAGAGCUGGCGGCCCGCCUGAACUGCGCUGAGUACAAGAACUGGGUGAAGGCGGGAUACUGCCUGCUGCUACUGCGCAGCUGCCUGCAGGGCUUCAUCCGGCGUGAAAUGCUCAGCUUCCAUCGCGGCCUGCUCGCCGCAGCCCCCGGCCUGGGCCCCCGCGCCACCUGCCACGGCGGAUCCCGGUGCAGCCCGCGGGCUCGCCAGUUUCAGCCUCAGUGUCAGCUGUGUGCCCAGUGGAAACGCGAGAUCUUGAGACAUCAUGGCAACAGAAAUGGAGAUGUGCACUGGGGAAACUGCCGACCGGGCCUCUGGCCUGUGGACGCUUGGGAGGUAGCCAAGGCCUUCAUGCCCCGAGGACUAGCAGACAAACGGGGGCCUGAGGAAUGCGAUGCUGUUGCUCUUUUAAGUCUCAUCAAUUCCUGUGAUCACUUUGUGGUUGACCGAAAGAAAGUCACAGAGGUGAUUAAGUGUCGAAAUGAGAUAAUGCACUCUUCAGAGAUGAAAGUAUCAUCUAAGUGGCUUCGAGAUUUUCAGAUGAAGAUCCAGAAUUUUCUCAGUGAAUUCAAGAAUAUCCCAGAGAUUGUUGCAGUAUACUCCAGAAUAGAACAGCUGUUGACAUCUGACUGGGCUGUUCACAUUCCUGAGGAGGACAAGCCAGAUGGGCGUGAAUGUGAAAUAGGAAGUUACUUGAGUGCAAGCCAGAUCAACGAAAUUGAAAUAGAAUUGCUGAAGGAAAAACUGCAAGAGAUGUACCUUCAAGCAGCAGCAGAAGAGGUAUUGCCUGGAGAGAUCUCAGAUCAUCUGGAUAAGGUGAAGGAGUUUCUGAAAAGCAAUGAAGAUCUUCAAAAUGGCCUUACAGAAGACAUGCAAAAGCUAGACAGCCUCUGUCUACAGCACCAAAAACCAAGGUCAAAGGACACCGGUAGACAGACACCUGAAAGGAAGGCUUGAGAUAUUGAAGCACAUCAUUUCCUUUCACCAAAUUUAUAAAUUCAUUCAGUUUCUCUAUUCCUUUAUUCUUUGUCCUGCUUGUUCCUGAACCGUGCAGAAACCCUGUGCCAUUGUAUGCAGUGGCCUUGUGGGGUCAGACUUCCACCUUUCCAUCCACCUGCUCAUUUUCAAGGUCAGUGGUACUAAACUGGCUUACGUCACCUGUGGACCUGUGUUCCCCGGAACUCUUCCUGGAAGAAAUGCUCCAUGCCAAGCCUCAGCAAAGAUGGGCACAUGCUUUCUUCUGGUCAAUUGCCCAACAAAGAUGAAUUCUGUAGAGAAUGGGUGGGGGGAGGGAAAGACUGUAUUUGGUAUAUUUUUUACUUUCAAACCCCAAUGGAUGCAGUGUGCCUGCAACUAGCUGCAUUCACCUUCCCACGUGCUGUUUGCUCUUCAGUCUUGUGUUUUCUUUCUCCCUUCCUUUUGUCAAGUUCCUCUGGAAGAGUUCAGUAGUGGAGUAAGAAUUUUCAUUCAUCUUGUAACUCUUGUAACCCUUGUAACUUUUGUAACUCUUGUAACUCUUGUAACUUUUGUAACCCUUGUAACUCUUGUAACUCUUGUAACCCUUGUAACUUUUGUAACUCUUGUAACCCUUGUAACUUUUAUAACUCUUGUAACUCUUGUAACUCUGUGUCUAGUUAGUCCUUAUCAAUUCAGCACAUAAUCAAGUGUCAACACUGUGCCAGACACUGAAGUAAAUACAAAUGUAAUGAUUGUCUCCUCUGUCUGAUAAAUCAAGAAUUUUGUUCAGAUAACUUGAAACUAGUAACAAUUAAUUACAUUGAAACAGAGAAAGGAAGACAUGCCUUUAAAGGGCUCUGAAGGGCUUUAAAAUGGGAUGUGGCUUGUACAGCAUUGUUACCCCAGCCAUCAGCAGAGAGGACUCAUUAAAUAAGACAUAGUGCAGGGCUGGAGAGAUGGCUCAGUGGUUAAGAGCACAGACUACUCUUAUAGAGGACCUGGGUUCUAUUCUCAGCACCCACAUCAUGGGUAACCAUCCAAAACUUCAGUUCCAGGGAAUCUGAUGC